Messenger RNA from Trichosurus vulpecula (common brushtail), 1830 nucleotides. It is a transcript of the gene KCNA5, whose product is annotated as potassium voltage-gated channel subfamily A member 5. Gene Ontology annotation, cellular component: membrane; voltage-gated potassium channel complex. The transcript has a single exon. Gene Ontology annotation, molecular function: delayed rectifier potassium channel activity; protein binding. Lineage: Eukaryota; Metazoa; Chordata; Mammalia; Diprotodontia; Phalangeridae. Bases 1 to 1830 code for a protein of 609 amino acids. The record is from RefSeq and is a predicted model, not a curated record. Gene Ontology annotation, biological process: protein homooligomerization; potassium ion transmembrane transport.
AUGGAGAUUGCCUUGGUCACCCUGAAGAACGGAGGCACCACGGCCAUCGGGAAAGGAGAGCAGGCUGGGGGAAGCAGCGGCCCCAAACCGGAGGAAGAGCUCUUGCGUCCCUCGACGGUGCAGCUCAACGACGGAGCCAAGGAGGGGCCGCCAAGGAAGUCUGGACGUGGCCGUGGUGGGAGAGGCGAGGGCCAAGCUGGACGUCCCUUACCUGAGCUUCCUCAGGCAGUGAGACAGCAACCUCCUGCACAGGGGGAAGAAGAAGGAGAGGCAAGCUCCACCUUGGGAAUGUCGGAGGGGGAAGGUUUAGGGUCAUCUGCACUCCAUCAUCAGCGUGUUCUCAUCAACAUCUCGGGCCUGCGUUUCGAGACUCAGCUGGGCACCCUGGCUCAGUUCCCGGACACUCUCUUGGGGGACCCUGCCAAGCGUCUGCAUUACUUUGACCCCCUGCGCAAUGAGUACUUCUUCGAUCGCAACCGACCCAGCUUUGAUGGCAUCCUCUACUACUACCAGUCGGGGGGCAGGCUGCGAAGGCCAGUCAAUGUCUCUUUGGAUGUGUUUGCUGACGAGAUCCGCUUCUACCAACUAGGGGAUGAGGCCAUGGAAAGGUUCAAGGAGGACGAGGGCUUCAUCAAAGAAGAGGAGAAGCCACUGCCCCGGAAUGAGUUCCAGAGGCAGGUCUGGCUCAUCUUUGAGUACCCAGAGAGUUCUGGCUCAGCCCGGGGCAUCGCCAUUGUCUCCGUUUUGGUCAUCCUCAUCUCCAUCAUCACCUUCUGUCUUGAGACCUUGCCUGAGUUUCGGGAUGAACGAGAGUUGUUUCAUCAUCCCCAGCUGCCCCAACAGCCUCCAGCUCCCCCCCAGAGCGCAAAUGCCAGCCGAGGUGGUGGUCGGGACCUGCAUCUUCUGCCUCAGGGGCCCACAGUAGCUCCUAUGAUGCCCAGGACCCUGGCAGACCCAUUCUUCAUUGUGGAGACCACCUGUGUAGUGUGGUUCACCUUUGAGCUUUUGGUACGCUUCUUUGCUUGCCCCAGUAAAGCUGAAUUCUCCCGCAACAUCAUGAACAUCAUCGAUGUGGUCGCAAUUUUUCCUUACUUCAUCACCCUGGGCACUGAGCUUGCAGAGCAGCAGCCAGGGGGAGUAGGAGGAGGCAGCAGUUCGAAUGGACAGCAGGCCAUGUCCUUGGCCAUCCUGAGGGUCAUCCGCCUGGUCAGGGUCUUUCGUAUUUUCAAACUCUCUCGCCAUUCUAAGGGCCUCCAAAUCCUGGGCAAGACCCUGCAGGCCUCCAUGCGAGAGCUGGGGCUCCUCAUCUUUUUCCUCUUCAUUGGAGUCAUCCUCUUCUCCAGUGCUGUCUACUUUGCGGAGGCUGACAACCAGGACACCCACUUCUCCAGCAUCCCAGAUGCCUUCUGGUGGGCAGUGGUCACCAUGACUACGGUGGGCUAUGGGGACAUGAGACCAGUGACGGUAGGGGGCAAGAUUGUGGGAUCUUUGUGUGCCAUUGCAGGUGUCCUCACUAUAGCUCUCCCUGUGCCUGUCAUUGUCUCCAAUUUCAAUUACUUCUAUCAUCGAGAGACAGACAAUGAAGAAAGGGCAGCCCUCAAGGAAGAACCAGCCAGCACCACAGGCCGGGGCUCAAUACAGGACAGUGUAAAUCAGCUGAAGUCUAGUGGGAGCAAAGGGUCCUUUACUAAAAUUCCAGAAAACAUGGAGGGGGCCCACAGAGAAAGCUGCCCCCCGGAAAAAUGCAAUCUUAAAGUCAAAAGCAAUGUAGACAUAAGGAAAUCCCUCUAUGCCCUUUGCCUGGAUACAAGCCAGGAGACAGAUCUGUAG